This is a messenger RNA of Corythoichthys intestinalis (scribbled pipefish), 6692 nucleotides long. RefSeq names its product interphotoreceptor matrix proteoglycan 2-like. Bases 168 to 5060 code for a protein of 1630 amino acids. The transcript has 20 exons. Gene Ontology annotation, molecular function: hyaluronic acid binding; heparin binding. Lineage: Eukaryota; Metazoa; Chordata; Actinopteri; Syngnathiformes; Syngnathidae. Gene Ontology annotation, biological process: visual perception. The record is from RefSeq and is a predicted model, not a curated record.
AUCCACCCCAACAGCUUAACAAAUAGGAUUAAAGCUUCCAUCUGCUCACCUGAGACGAAGCCACCCGGCGAGCUUCGUCCAUGUAGCUCUUCACCAAACGGCGUCUGGACAAGUGUGAGGGACGUUCCACAUGAGCUGAGGACGUGUGCUGCGGCCUUGGGUUUGAUAUGGCGGGAAAGCAUCGUGGGUUGUGGCUAUGGAUGUUUGGGCUGCUGCUUCUAUCUGGCUGUGUCGACAUGGAGUCAGGUGAUGGACCUGAGGAUUCUUCUGAAGACAUGCAGCUCCUGUUAAAACAUCACGGAGCUAUGACUCGCAGGAAAAGGAAUCUCAUGUUUCCCAGUGGAGUGAAACUUUGCAGUCAGGAGACAUUAGACCAAGCUGUGUCCAACCAUCUCAACUACUUUCACCUUAGAGUGUGCCAGGAGACUGUCUGGGAAGCCUUCAAGAUAUUCUGGGACCAGCUGCCAGAGCGUGACCAGUACCGGGACUGGGUGGGCCGCUGCAUGAAUGGCUCCAUUAACAUCAAAGAGAUAGGCACGUUCUUCAGUCAAUCGGAGGCGCACCUCAGCCUCAUUAGGAGCAGAGUUGGCAUGGCAGCGCCUAUGAGCAGUUCACAGAAUUUGCCAGGGAUUCCAGUUGGAGGACUUUUGAUCAACAGCCAGCCAGUUAAAGAAACACCUCCCCAUAAUCAAGAAGCCCCGGGUUGGACACCCUCGCCCUCUACACAUGAAGACGUCCUUGAGGGAGAAUUAACAGAGACUCCUGUGGAGUUGACCUAUGACUCUGUUGUCGCUGCUGUGCCAGGCGAAGCGGUAGGCUGUGGCUCCAACGUCGCAGGUCACUCUGACAAGACCACUAAGGUUCCUCUUGAUUCUAUUGUAAAGCUUAUCUCUAAGCCGACUACCCAGGUUCCACAAGAGGAUAGUAGUGCAGGGGUCACUGCUUUAACAGAGGAAUAUUUUUCUGAUACAUUUCAACCAGACGUGAGUGAAGAAACACAUUUGGAAAAAGAAAUACAUUCCAUGAAAUAUCUAACUGAAGUUGUGGAUAGUACAACAAGCAAGGAAGAGCCAUCGUUGGCUACUCAGGAGUUUGUCAAAUUAGUUGAUGAGGUACAAGAGGAAGGACCUGUUGAAGGUAUAGAAGAACGAGAUUACAGUCCAACUGAAGCACCCAUUGAACCUACAGAGGUAGAGAUUAGCCGAGAAAAUGUGGAAGAAGCGCAACUUUCAAUUGAUUUGAAGCUCAGGGAGGAAACAGACCUUUCGGGAGUAAAAUCUAUGGGAACUGAAAUUGAGGGUGAUUCUUUGGAGGGAACAGAUGACAUAACAGGCCUCACAGCAGGAGCCACAUCAGAAGAAUCUGAACCUGAAAUUGCAAUAAAGGCCAUUCAAAAGAACACUGAAAAGUCACAUCCUGAGUCGAUUGAAGAUGCAAGUCCAGUUAUUUCUCUGGAAAGUUGGGAAAAAAUAUUUCCAGGGACUAAUUCAGAGGACUCAACAGUGAAGGUGGAGUUUCAGGAAGAAUUAGAGGAAGGACAGCCAUCAGAAAUGCCAAUGCAGAGUUCUCCAUCUGAAGCUGAUAGCGCAGGUGAAACAGGAGUUUUUUCUGAAGUUGGGGAAGAGCUUCUAGGUGAAGAGCCUGGACCAGACAUCUCUUCUGAGGAUGAUGACCCCAAAGAAAAUGUCCAGACACCUCCCGCAGAGGUUAUCGCUGAUGAAAACCAGUCUAUCUUUCCCGAUGCAGUGAUGGGAGAAGGAAUGCAUACUGAUGCCCCAUUCCAUGAAACAGUUGUUAAAUCCACUGUUGUUACCAGUACGACAGAUGAGGCCACACCAGGGAACAUUGUGCAAGCCACCACAACGUACAUUGUGGAAUACAACAAUGGCAACUUCCCAGAUACCACAGAGCCACCCCUGAAGGCCGAUAGCAACUUACUGAGUUUCCCCUUUGAAGACCAGGAGAACUCACUUCAUAAUGAAAUCGAUGACACCUUCCUACGGCCUCUGAAGGACCAGAUGGUGGAACUAAGCAUUACCUUGAGAGAGGAAUCCUACAAUGGUGCCUUGAGAGAUCCAAGUAGCGUCCACUACCAGCAACUAGUUCGGCGCUUCACCCGCAGGGUUAGAGAAGCCUUUGAGAAACUGCCAGGCUUCAAGAAUGUCUUUGUCAUUGAAUUCAGGCCUCAAAAGGACCUGGAAAGGGGUCUGGUGGUUCAUGUCCACUAUGCCAUUACUUUGGCGGUGGACAGUGAUGGCAUCUCCAAUGCUACGAUGGAUUUCAUCACGCUGCAGAACAAUCUGGUGGAAAAGAGCUACCCUGCCGCUGCCGAAGAGCCAACAGUUGUUUACACCAUCACCGACUUCCGCAACUAUAUCACAGAAGCUCUUCAUAAAGACAACUUCCUUACCAACAGCAGCAUGGAGGCAAACUCUGAGCUGCUGUUGCUGGAGAACGAUGAGAAUUUGUUAGCUCCCGGGAACCCAACUAGUCGGCCAGCUGAGUUUUAUGACAACAUGGAUAACGUCCUUGCUGCAGAGCGACCACCCGACGCACCGAGUCAGGAGAUGGAGAACAGGGAUACUUUUCUGAAGAAGGAUGACUUCCUUUUAGACUCAUUUGACUUGAGGAAAGACACAAGGAAUGAAGCGGUGAGCGAAAAUGACGUUUUCAUGGUUGAUGAGAGUACAACAUUUCCAACAAUACCCGAGAGGAAUCCAAGCCUGCUGCCAAGCACUGGAAACUCUCAGAAAACUAAGAACGGCCUCGAGGUCAUUAUGGAUUAUGGAUCUGGCUCUGGUUUCUCAGGAGACGGGCAGGAUGGAGUUCUUCAGGCUUGGGAACUGGAAGAUGACUUGUAUGGUGAAAGCCACCUGGAUGUCCUGCCGCCACCAGAUCUGGAAGCGACAGAUGAGGAUGAUGGAAUCCAGGAAGUAGGGGAAGUUCUUGGUCAAUCAAUAACCACCAAAGAGGAUGACAACACUGGUUUAAGUUCCACCUCCUCUACACCUUUACGCACACAUUCUACAUUAGAGGACUCUAAGCCAAUUGGAGACACAGAGAAUCCGUUCUUGGACCAGGUUUUAUUUACACCACACAUCAGCACAAACCCUCGGUUCUUUACCACUGAUCCACCGGUAUUUUCACCCAAAGGCACCUUGACAGUCGAGUUGUCGGUGCAGACAGUGGAGGCAUCUGGCCUCUAUGAGGAGUCUUAUAUGACACAGGACCACCGCAAUCAACACAACCUAGGUUUUGCACCAGAUGCGGAGGAGACGAGAGAAGUCACAAAAGCUUCAAUUUUGCAUGAAAACAUUGAAGCUGCAAGUCAAGAGUCAAGAAACAAAGGAAUCAUUACUACUCAGGAGCCUGACAAGACCACACAGGAGCUACCUUUCACAGAAGUUCCCAAUUUGCCACCUCCAGAUACUCACCAUGAUGAGGUUGAAGUGUUGGAGGAGCAAUUGAUUCCGUUCUCUCAACCAAAAACGCCAGUCGUUCCCAACUUUGAAGAAGAUCUAGCAAUUGACCAAAUCCUAGUUGUCACAACAACUGCUGCCACUACUCCUGUUAUCACUUCUUCUCCUGUUAGUUCAGACACUAACCCUAUUGCCCUUUCACCAGAGAAAGAUUCACCAUUCACUCGAGUGUCAGACUCGGCACCUGAAGACGAGGACUCACUUAAUCCUGAGCACUCCAACCAUGAAGAACAUGAUAUAUUCAGCACCGUGUCUUCAGAAGUCAGCGGGAAAAAAAGUCCUUCAGCGGAUGACGUUUUAGGAACAAAUUUGGAAGUCUUUAAAGCAGCAACAGUUAUGCUUCCAGAACUCACUAACAGUACAGAAGCAAGUGAAAUCAUGGCAGUCAAGCGCAAUGUCUCUGAUGUGACAGGCAUUAAUGUGAGCCUUGACGUGUUUCAGCAUAGCAGCAUGGUAACGGAAAGUGACAGCAGUGGCUAUUCAAGUGGGGCACAGGGUUCAGAGCUGGAUGCGAUUGCAAUGCCGACUAGACCUAUUCAAGCCCUGACGGUGUUCUUCAGACUUCGGGUUACCAACAUGGCGUUCUCCAUGGACCUUUUCAACAAGAGCUCCCCUGAAUACAAAGCACUGGAGCAACGGUUUCUACAACUGCUAGUUCCAUACUUGCAGUCCAACCUAAACAACUUUCAGAACUUAGAGAUCCUCAACUUCAGAAAUGGCAGUAUUGUGGUCAAUAGCCGUAUGAGAUUUGGAAGACCAGUUUCCAAAGGAGUUGCCAACGUUGUCUUCCUUAUCCUUGAGGACUUUGCUAACACUGCCUACCAAACCAUGAACCUUGCCAUUGAUAAGUACUCUCUGGAUGUUGAAUCAGGGGACAAAGCGGAUCCGUGCAAGUUCCAGGCAUGUAACGCUUUCUCACAGUGUAUGGUGAAUCGGUGGUCUGGCGAGGCUGAGUGUGUAUGCGACGCCGGGUAUCUGAGCGUGGACGGCCUGCCAUGUCAGAGUAUCUGUGAUGUGCAGGAAGACUUCUGCCUCAAUGAUGGCAAAUGUGACAUAAUUGCUGGCAAGGGCGCCAUCUGCAGGUGUCGUGUAGGAGAAAACUGGUGGUACCGCGGCGAACACUGUGAGGAGUACGUCUCCGAACCACUGGUGGUUGGUAUUGCCAUCGCCUCUGUUGCAGGUUUCCUUGCUGUGGCUGCUGGGAUUAUCUUCUUCUUGGCCAGGACCCUACGUGAGCAGUAUGACACCGAGGACAUGGAGGAUCCUUUGAGACAAAGUGAAAGCGUACCAACACUGGAACGUGCCACUAAAUUUAAUCCUAUGUUUGAGAGCGACCCUGUCACAACUCAGUAUUACCGCCGCUAUGACGACGACCUACCCCAGUACAGCAGCCCCACUGUCACAUCAAAUGAGCUCAGUAGCGAGGAGGUCCGACACAUCUACCAGAACAUGGCGCUCACCAAAGACGAGAUCCAGGAGCGUCUAAGGAUUAUCGAGUUGUGCGCCAGGGAUCAACAUUUUGCGGACUUUGUGCGUCAGACACAAGUAUUCCUGGAACGACGGGGCAGCUCCACCACAUAACAAGUUGCAAGCUUAAGAGGGUGGCCCCAUAUACUCCUUUAUACCAGUCACCACUUUAUUUUUGCAUUCUAGAAUGUCAAACCUCUCUAUGAAGUAGACUGAACAUUAGGUUGACUAGCAUCUUUCUCCACAGAGAGCUGCCUUUGCCUGCGACUGUGAAAGUAGUGACUUGGUCGGUCACAUCUUCUGACAGGAAAGUGAUAAGUUUUUUUUUUUUUUCAAGACACCUUUUUACCAUUGACCCUUUUCAUAAUUGUCUCGGAUCUUUUGGCGAUCAUUGUCUGCUGGAGUGCUGUUAUCCGUGUUUUCUCUUUAAACUGGUGUUGCUUUUUCUCCCAUUGCUUCACAUUUCACUUCAAGGACUUGAUACACUUAAAGAUGAGAAAUUGCAGGCGCUAAAUUGUGUGUUCAAUCACUGUAACAGAUUGGUCAUGCUGUUAGCAACAGGUUUAUGACCGGUGGGGACUGUUGUAUCCAAAAAAAGGAUUUUGCACUUUAUGUAUCUUGGUGUUCACGUUGGAAAAAGAGUUAGUAAAAGACACACAGUCGACUUAGUCACAGAAAUUAAUGUAUACUGACAAUUUGGGGGACGACAGCAAGCACAUAAAAAUAUAUAUUUUCCUUGAUUCAACUCAACCUAUGUCCAAAGCAAUUGGACGCACGGUAUUCUAUGAUUUUGGGUACCAUUGCGUUAAGAAAGUACACCCAAAAAAAACAAAAACUCUGCGAGAGGCAAACAUCAAUUGUCGCAGAGCACUGGAAUAGCCCACAACCAAGGAAAUGCAGGGUAAACUGAGUUUUGUGAUUGCUGGCAUGACUGCUUUUGACAGGCUCCAAGUCAGCACUUAAAUCAUGGAAAUCAUCCAAAGUUGUAUUGCUGAAUUGACCAUUCAUUGUGAUAAUUUUUGUCUAUGGCAUAUCAGAAGUGUUUACACGAGCGGAAAAGAUCCGUUCUGCCCUUCGCCUCUCAUUUUGCCUGCACCACUCCAGCGUGUUUACGCACAGCGGUGCCGUUUGCACCUGCCUUCCAAAUGUCGUACCUGAAGACGGAAAAUCCACCAGCGAAAAUCCUUUUCAUGUUUGGCGAAUCAAAUUGUGCGUUCUUAAUAGCUCUAUUGCAUCUUCUCCUACCAGAAUCACGCAAAAUGAACUGCAUGGCAAUUUUGGUAGAGGAUAUCCUUGUUUCACCCAGUUAGUAAAUCAGCUUACCACUUGUUUUUGCAAGAGCCGUAUGUAUUUUUUCUUUGUUUUUUGCUUGUUCGUUUUGCUAUCAUGGAACAUUUUGCUUUCAUUUUCAAAGAUUUUUCUGACGCUGCUCACAAUCCACAAGAAAUUGUGGUGAUACUAUCUUCUUUUCAGAAACCUUUACUUCUGUUUUCCUGGGUUUGUUCUCUGGGCCAGCGUGACGCCGCCACAGUGCCUUGGUUGCCCUGUUAGCUUGUGGACGUAACGCAGCUCUGGGCCCUAGAAACAAACAGCAUUAGCUUUUAAACCUGGAUCAGUAUUCUUGCUCCUCUUUUCCGGUCCAGUCAGUUGCCUGCAAAGUGCAACCAUGUAACCUGCAUGUUUACAUCAGUCAUAGAUAAAGAGUAGCCUGGCGAUGCAUUAGCUUUUUUUUUUUUUUUUUUUUUU